Debaryomyces hansenii CBS767 is the source of this 2046-nucleotide messenger RNA. RefSeq names its product mitogen-activated protein kinase kinase (gene PBS2). The coding region runs from base 1 to 2046 and encodes 681 amino acids. The record is from RefSeq and is a predicted model, not a curated record. Gene Ontology annotation, biological process: MAPK cascade; cellular hyperosmotic response; protein phosphorylation. Lineage: Eukaryota; Fungi; Ascomycota; Pichiomycetes; Serinales; Debaryomycetaceae. Gene Ontology annotation, molecular function: ATP binding; MAP kinase kinase activity. The transcript has a single exon.
AUGAGUGAUGCAAAUGAUACGUCGGGCAACUUGAGUCCAGGUUUUGAAAACCUAAAUAUCCGAACGCCUAAGGCGGUCAAUACUGAGAGCACUCAGUCGCCACAGAGGGUAUCACAUUCACAGAUAAAUGGUGAUAUUCAGGCCAGGAUAUUGGCGUUCCAACAAAAGAGAACAAAGCCAGUGAAUGGCGGUCAUGGUGCGUUGAAUCCAAUUUCAAAAUCUACGAGCCAUUUGAGUGAAGCGCCAGACAAACCAUUACCACCAUUACCACCUUUACCCACAUUGCCAACUAUGCUGUUACAACAAAGAUCUUACUCUCUGGGAGAUACUAGCGAUCCAGGCUUGAUUCCUUCUCCGAUGGAAACAGAAAAUAUUCAGAAUACGAACCAUAGUGUAAACCGAAGUAUGGGCCAAUCUAUGAGUCAAGUUAUGGGUCAAGGCAUUUCUAGAACGUCGAGUUUAAAGAAACAAGAACCACAACAGCUACCAUUUGAGUUACUGAAGAAGCCGUCUUUAUCCCAAAGAAGAGGAAUGAAGCUUAAUUUAAGUGAAAUGAGUAGUCCCACUAGUGCUAGCUCUCCGGAUGACACGAGCCCUAUAGGUGAUGGUAAAGAGAGCCUGGUGUUUCUGAACGCACCAAAGGGAAGUGUCCUUGAUAACAAUGCCAUGAACACUACUGGCGACUUAACAAGAAGAGUAUCAGAAAGAAAAAAUAAACCUAACUUCAAAUUGAAUUUGGCUAAUACAGGAGGUCCUGGAGUUAGUGGCAUGAAUCCACAAUCCACUUCAAAUUCAAAUUCAAAUUCGACUAUCUCAUCAUUGAAUUCUUCUGGAUCAUCGUCUACCAUGGCCACUAACAAUGAAACAAAUCAAUCCAAGAAGCCUCAGUUGCAAGGAUUAUUUGCAAAUUAUUCGAAAUACGUUGAUAUAAAAUCUGGCUCGUUAAAUUUUGCUGGUAAGGCCUCGUUACAUUCAAAGGGGAUUGAUUUCCUGUCAGGAUUGCUGUUCCGGAUCUCGUUAGAGGAAUUGGAAUUCUUAGAAGAACUAGGACAUGGUAAUUAUGGUGUUGUUCUGAAGGUUUUGCAUAAGCCAACGGGUGUACUAAUGGCCAUGAAAGAAGUUAGAUUAGAAUUGGAUGAAACAAAAUUCACUCAAAUCUUAAUGGAAUUGGAAAUCUUACAUAAAUGUGACUCGCCAUAUAUUGUUGAUUUCUAUGGAGCUUUCUUUGUUGAAGGAGCUGUUUAUAUGUGUAUGGAGUAUAUGGAUGGAGGUUCGUUGGAUAAGAUAUAUGGAAAGGAUGAUGGUGUCAAUGAUGAAGCAUGUCUUGCAUAUAUAACCGAAUGCGUUAUCAGAGGAUUGAAGGAAUUGAAGGAUGAGCAUAAUAUUAUUCACAGAGACGUGAAACCUACGAACAUUUUGGUCAAUUCUCUAGGAAAAGUAAAGUUAUGUGAUUUUGGAGUUAGUGGUAAUUUAGUUGCGUCGUUAGCGAAAACUAAUAUUGGUUGUCAGUCCUAUAUGGCCCCGGAAAGAAUUAAGUCGUUAAGUCCAACCGACAAUACCUAUUCUGUUCAGUCCGAUAUUUGGUCUUUAGGAUUAAGUAUUUUGGAAAUCGCAGCAGGUCAUUAUCCUUAUCCAUCUGAAACUUAUGGUAACAUAUUUUCCCAAUUAAGUGCCAUCGUUGACGGUGACCCUCCAAGAUUGGAUCCUAAAGCAUUCUCUAAAGACGCUCAAUUGUUUAUCAAGAGUUGUUUAAAUAAAAACCCCGAUUUGAGACCUUCAUAUGCUACGUUGUUAAAGCAUCCGUGGUUGGUGAAUCAUAGAGAUAUUGAUCCUCAUAUGGAUAAAUUUGUAACAAAGAAGUUGGAAGAACUCGAAGAGCAAAAGAACAAAAAGAACUUAAGCAGAUCCAAUAGUGUUAAUUCCUCAACUACCACUGCCAAACCUCCAAAAGAGAGUGUCCGCUCUCUAUUGAAAGGAAAGGUUCAAGCUCCUGCGUUGCAUAGAGGCGGGCUAAUGAAUUCCAAUAGAAACAGCGUUAAUCGAUAA